AUGCAACAAAGGGUCCUCUCUGCUUCCUGCCUGCGCCAUUGGAUUCGCUCCUCAGGAUCUUCUUUGUCGGGAAGCAGCAUCAGCAACAAGAAUACGGACAACUGGGCAAGCAUAUCCAUUUGUUUGAUCAUGAUCUCUUUCAACAUGUCCGUCUCUCCGUCCGCCCUUAUCCUUGUCUCUUCUCUUCUCCUUGACAGAUCGAAUUUCGAACGGCAUUCGACAAGCGGGAUAGGUGACGGCGUGCUGGCCUCGGGCUGGCUCCCUGGGGAUUGGGUCUUCUCCCCUCCGGUCCCUCCUCCCUACAAUCCUUUGGCAGUCGCCACGAGACCCCGCGCCACUCACAACGCUCAUACGAUGGGCUCCUCGAUCUUAAUUACCGACAUGCCGCAAGAGCUCCUGCAGAAAAUUGCCCUGUACGCCACUCUUGGCUCCCCGCUCGGGCCUCCCAAGGAGCUGUACAACCUCCUCCUUACUUGUCGGCUGUUUCGUGACACACUCUCCCCGAAGAAUGCGUCAGAGUUGUACGCCUUCAUCUUUGCCCAGAAAUUCGACGCACGGGCGCCAUCACUCCGUCUCGGGGCCGCGAGUGUACGCGAACAAGCCCCAUUUGAGAUGCGCAGGCGCUUCGAGUUCAUUCGCAUUUUCAGACAAAGGAAUAUCCACCACCCCGACUUGACGCAGGCCCUCUGGACGGCGUAUACUAUGGUAGAGGACUCCGACACCAGCCAGAAGAACAUGAAGCAACUGCUCCGGGCGGGGAUGGUGGACUUUUUGGAUCUCUAUUUGAGAGAAAGAUUGUAUGAGGGUGCAAAAGAGAGUAACGAUGGAUGGCCGGUCUUGAACGAGCAGAAUUCCCUCGCGAUUGCGCUUUCGUGGACUCUGUCAUCACAAAGCUCUGUGAACCGAGAAGAUCGGACGACUAGUGAUAGCAUGAGGGACCUCCUACGGCCCAUUGUGUUCGCUGCUUUCCGCUAUUCAAUCUUUCCGACGACGGAAGACGCGUUUGGGUUCGGCGGCUCCUUCGAGCCUGCACAAGUACCGACGGUGAUGAAGCCAGCCGCGACCGUGUCGGUUGCGUCUCCGAUAUCGGGGUCCUCUCAAAUUGACCCUUCUUCCAUUGCUGCGAUUGCUCAGAACCAGAAGCCCUUCCCCCUCUCCGUCCUCGCACCAUGCGAAGUAGCUUACUUCGGCGAGAUUACGCUGAAGGCGCGCCUUCCGCCGGCCGCGCUCUUCGCGUCGCUUCUGUAUUUCACGCGCAUGGAGUCGAUUACACCCUUCUCCGUACCCCCACAUAUUUCUUACGCCACCCGUGCUGAAGCGCAGGCACGCGGAUACAACGGGGUGUGCUUGGAGGACUAUGAGCACUUCUACCGGAACUGUAGGACGAAGUUCGCUGACUUCCCGGCUCUUGACGUGGGCGUGCAGAGUACUGCGAUGGGCAAAGAGGAAGGGACUAUCUUCCAACCUGUACCAUAUCAGCUCGGAUCUCUCAGCGGCCGAUGGCAGGGAUCGCAGUUGAUGCCCUUCGUUCAGGAGUACAAGUCAUGGACAGAAAGUCCGUCUUUACCCAAGGAGUUUGACGCCGAAUGCCGCAGCCCGCUAUAUCUAUCGAUAGAGGAACACUACUGCUACGACAUAAAAGCAGCCGUGCCCCGCGACGACCUCGCUAAUGGGAUGAAGAACGCAUGGUUGCCGCGCAACUUACAGGCCACUGCUACCCGAGACGGUAGAGUGGAGUUCUCGGACGUCGAAGGGACCUUUCACACGACCUACAAAACCUACAGGCGAGGGAACACACCUACCAGCGGUCGAGGCCCUCAAAGACAGGUCGUGGAUGUGAUCAUCACCGGAAAGACAGAUGACCAGUACGCCAGGUGGGGUGGAGGCACGGUGAUCCUCGGACGUGUGAGGAUGCAGGAUGGCUUGAUGGUGUUGGUGAAAUCACUGCCUGAUAACCCGGACGAGGGUGCGACGAGGACGCUGCUCAGAGGAUACGUCACCUCAUCGCAAAAUCUGGUUGGUCGGGUAAAGGGCUCGUGGACUUCGUCCGAGUCAUAUUACGAAGGUGUUUUCAGCCUGGGCAAGGACCACAAUACAAGUCGACCGUAUCACUAA
Cyclocybe aegerita is the source of this 2115-nucleotide messenger RNA. Lineage: Eukaryota; Fungi; Basidiomycota; Agaricomycetes; Agaricales; Hemipholiotaceae. The record is from the annotation of a GenBank genome assembly.